This is a messenger RNA of Colletotrichum tamarilloi, 1602 nucleotides long. RefSeq lists its product as uncharacterized. The coding region runs from base 1 to 1602 and encodes 533 amino acids. The transcript is spliced from 3 exons. The record is from RefSeq and is a predicted model, not a curated record. NCBI's taxonomy places the organism in Eukaryota, Fungi, Ascomycota, Sordariomycetes, Glomerellales, Glomerellaceae.
AUGCCUAGCUUCAGGGGCAUCGACGUCUCGAUCGUGCCCGGUCCCAACAUGGAGGGGUUGCCCGAGCUCCCUCACCCCGAGUCCUCCUCUGUCCGACUUCGGGGUCAUCAUGCAGCAAGCCCGAUGUCGACCACGACUUCCAGCUUCACGUCAACACCAGAGAAGUGCAGACCGACGACAUCCGUCUACAUUCCCUCGUCGCCAGGAUCCCAGUUCCACUUGAGAUACUCAAUCAACAAACCUCCCACGGAUAGCAAAUUCCUGUACUUCAGAAUGACCAUGAACGGUCGUCAAGUAGUUUCUUGGGGUAUCAAGUCGCAAGCCACCCAGAGCCAGAUCGUUAGUCAUGCUCUGUACGAGCCCGAUACCAAGUGGCAUUAUCGAGAGUGUGGCGUCACUUAUAAGCGUGAAGGCAUUGAGAAACGUUUCUUUCACUUCACACCGCGCUCCGAGACCUCCGCUGCCAUGGAUGGCGGCCUCAUCGACCUUCAGAUUUUCCGAUCCUACGGACGAAGGAGGAGGGCGCCUCAACUUGAUGACUUUCGCAGUCAAGAUCAAUACGGGAUCACAUCACCAACCGGCGGCCUCGUGGAGUUACCUCAAGAUCUCACAUUCUACGACUGGGCCCUUAUCGACCCUGUUGACUCUCCAUUCGCCGCUUUCCGCUUCUUCUACCGCACUUGGGGAAACUUGAAGGCGCUGAACUUGGUCUCAGAAGCGCAUUAUGAGGAACUGAUGGCCUCAGAUGCACAGAGUGGACAUUUGCCUGACAGACCAAAGACGCCAAACCACAAUGAGACUGGAAGCUAUAUUCGAACCCACCCGAGACUAUUUGGCCUCGAAUCCCUUGACGGUCUAGUCUUUGAGGACAGUAACAAAGGUCGGAACAAGAUUAGAGAGAGGCAGAAUUCGCCUGCCGAGAGAGACUUCUACCUUGAAACACCACCCAAGCUCGCUCCUCCGGCCCUGAAAACGACCAGGAUGCCUCAACCCAGCAAGCUAGCGCGAGAGAUUCGGAAGGUGUCAGACCCUCUUCGACCUCUGCCAAUGCUUCCUGACUUUGAACCAUCGAUCAGCAGGCAGUCACUAGAAUCGACGAGGGCACCUUCAGUCACACCAUCGCUCUUACCGUACAUUGACGAGUCGAGUGGUUGUGACGAGAUUGAGCUUGGAGUUGCCAGACAGGUGACGCUGCCCUCUCUAUCUCAAGAGCUCCCUAAGAUACAUCCUCGCCGUCCUCUCCCAUCUCCGCCCCUAGGACUUCCAGCGUCUUCAUCCGACUAUGACAUGAGCCCUCCUUCUACGGGUGGCUUGGAGGUAUUUAACAGGGUUGGGAGGCAAGAUUAUGUUGCAGCAGCGCGUGCGAGCGCCAUGAGGCUGCGAGGUUCGUCUAUCAGCAGUCUGAGUUUCUCAGACUAUUCCAUUCGAGAUCCCAGGCGCCUCGGUUCUAACCCCGGCAUGGCGUCAACUGUCGAUAACUUUGACAACGUGAGCGUCUCGGAAGGAGAAUGGCUCAAGCGGAGUCCAUCGCCUUUGCGUCGCAGGCAUGGCAGAUUGAAUCUCAACAAGUGGAGUGAUCGAGGGAGGAAUGAAGACCAAUGA